UAUUUGGCAACGUUGUGGAAGGGGAAUGGUUAAAGCAAGUGCAGGUCUCAACGUGACUUCGACUUUUUACAGUAGCCCACGAAAUCGAAAUGUCCGGACCGAUUAUUGUUCUUAGUCAGAAUACCAAGAGGGAGAGUGGAAAGAAGGUUCAGAUAGAUAAUAUCACAGCCGGCAAGACUGUGGCAGAUGUCAUUCGAACAUGUCUUGGACCACGGGCAAUGCUGAAAAUGCUGAUGGAUCCUAUGGGUGGUAUUGUUUUAACUAAUGAUGGUAAUGCCAUUCUUAGAGAAAUCACUGUCCAGCACCCAGCUGCUAAGUCUAUGAUUGAGAUCUCUCGCACUCAGGAUGAGGAGGUUGGAGAUGGUACUACAUCAGUUAUUAUUCUAGCUGGAGAAGUUCUUGCUGUUUCAGAACCCUUCUUGCAGCAACAAAUGCAUCCUACUUUAAUCAUUUCUGCCUACCGUCAAGCCUUGGAAGAUGCUGUUACAGUUCUAAGGGAUCAAAUCAGCACGCCUGUGGAUAUCAAUGAUCGGUCUCAGUUGUUGUCCAUCAUCAAAUCAUGCCUAGGAACUAAAUUUAUUAAUCGCUGGUCUGAGCAAGCUUGUCAAAUUGCUCUCGAUGCCGUGAGCACAGUCGUAGUUGACGAGAAUGGACGUCGGGAAAUCGAUAUCAAGCGAUAUGCUAAAGUUGAAAAGGUUCCUGGAGGUACCAUGGAAGAUUCUUGCGUUUUGCGGGGAGUUAUGUUGAACAAGGAUGUUACUCACCCAAAAAUGCGUCGUCAUAUCGUUAAGCCACGCAUAUUGUUGCUAGAUUGCAACUUGGAAUACAAGAAAGGGGAAAGUCAGACAAACAUCGAGAUCAUGAAAGAAGAAGAUUUCACUCGUAUUCUAGAACUUGAGGAAGAGUAUGUCCAAAAAACAUGCGAAGAUAUCAUCCGAGUAAAGCCUGAUAUCGUUUUCACUGAAAAGGGUGUUUCAGAUUUGGCUCAGCAUUACCUGGUCAAGGCUGGUAUCACUGCUAUCCGUCGCGUGAGGAAAUCGGACAACAACCGUAUUGCCCGUGCCUCUGGAGCUACAAUUGUUAACCGUACUGAUGAAAUUCGCGAGGAAGACAUCGGCACAAAAGCUGGUCUUUUUGAAAUUAAAAAGAUUGGCGAUGAGUACUUCUGCUUUGUGGUCGAGUGCGAAGAUCCCAAAGCUUGCACGAUUCUUCUACGCGGAGCUUCAAAAGACGUUCUGAAUGAAGUGGAGCGAAAUUUGCAAGACGCCAUGAACGUUACCCGAAAUGUUCUUUUGGAACCUAAACUUGUUCCUGGAGGCGGUGCUUCUGAGAUGGCUUUGGCAUACGCUCUGGCUGAGAAAGCAAAGAGUUUGACUGGUGUAACUCAGGCGCCUUACCGAGCAAUUGCUCAAGCCCUCGAAGUGAUUCCUAGAACUCUGGCACAAAACUGUGGUGCUACCGUCAUUCGAACUCUGACUGCUCUGCGAGCCAAACAUGCUACUGGCGAAUCAACUUGGGGUAUCAAUGGCGAAACCGGUGAACUGGCUGAUAUGAAGGAUCUAGGAAUUUGGGAUCCUCUUGCCGUUAAACUUCAAGUCCUUAAGACAGCUGUUGAGACUGCAAUUCUGCUUUUGCGUAUCGACGACAUCGUUUCGGGAUCCAAAAAGAAGGGUGCUGAUAGUUCAGCUCCUGCUCCCGGCGCCGCAGCUGAUCAAGAGGCCAUGCGUGAAUAAGAAGCCAACAUGAUCCCGUGAUCUUUGUGGAACUCUCAUGGCGAACGAUAAAUAAUAAUACAAUGGCUUCAAUCAUUCACGCUUCUGCUAUGCGACUAACGUUUGGCUACAUUUCGUUCUUGUCAACUUCCUGAGUAAUUAAUUGAUCUUCUGUUGGCAUAGUAUGUCACGCUUGCAUCAUCUUCGUGAACAAAAUACACCAUUUUUGCUCAUA
Messenger RNA from Daphnia pulicaria, 1947 nucleotides. RefSeq names its product T-complex protein 1 subunit gamma-like (gene CCT3). Gene Ontology annotation, cellular component: chaperonin-containing T-complex. The record is from RefSeq and is a predicted model, not a curated record. Lineage: Eukaryota; Metazoa; Arthropoda; Branchiopoda; Diplostraca; Daphniidae. Gene Ontology annotation, biological process: protein folding. The transcript has 11 exons. Bases 90 to 1733 code for a protein of 547 amino acids. Gene Ontology annotation, molecular function: ATP hydrolysis activity; ATP binding; ATP-dependent protein folding chaperone.